AUGGAGGGCAGAUGGAUGGAGGGCAGAUGGAUGGAAAGGCGAUUUAUCAAGUCUGGAUGUUCCUUCAAUACCUCUAGAUCACAGCACUGGAACUAAGGUAGCCACACGUCACAGAAGGUUCAUUGCCUGGCCACCAGAGUCCACCUUAACCAUCACACCUGCCCUGAGUCUACCUGUCCUCUCCCACCAUGACAGUUAUCAAAAGACAGCAAUGUAUAUAGCUUUACCAUUUACACUACAGCUGCCCAGAGGACCAUUAAAGCUAACAGGUGUAUCGGGGAAAGCUGAAGGACGUGAUAGCUGGACUUCACUUGAUAGCCAAAGACAUUGGAUUUUUGCUGUCAUCCAAGAAGCUAUAUCUACGACGGGACUACCAGCUCGACCUUGUGUCCUAAAGGUCAUCUGUGAGGUCGCUUACAUACCCCUCGAUGACCUGGGCUUGUUAGGUCAAGUGGUCAAUCUUAUCUUCGCGGUCGGGUACGGGGAAGGCACGGCAGAAAUGGUUGAGUUUCACCUGGCAGAAGAAAACGGACUUAGUGGGGGAGACUGCAGUAAACUCUACCCCCUCUGCCCCGUCUCUCUCGCUGGCCUCCUCCACGAUUGCCUCUCGUACCUCCACGGUGGUUUAGUCAGUGCUGGAGGACAAGUUUGAGGCUUAAUUGUAGUGUUGUGGCCUCCAAAUCUGGCGUAUUCUACCUCCACAUAACAAGCUAGAGGUUGAUUAUAGCAUCGUGGCCUCCAGAAAUGGCGUAUUCUUACCUCCGAACCAAACCUAACCUAACGCUACCCAAAUCUAACCUAAAGCAAACCUAACCUAACUGAACGCUACCCUAAACAAACCUAACCUAACCAAAUCCCUCCAAGGUGGCAAAUAUAUUAGGGUGUUUAAAUCAUCAGGUGAAAUAAACUGGAGUCUCUAAUCUUCAGGUGAUCUAAUUAUCUAACUGUA
Homarus americanus (American lobster) is the source of this 949-nucleotide messenger RNA. RefSeq lists its product as uncharacterized. The record is from RefSeq and is a predicted model, not a curated record. Lineage: Eukaryota; Metazoa; Arthropoda; Malacostraca; Decapoda; Nephropidae. Bases 212 to 652 code for a protein of 146 amino acids. The transcript is spliced from 5 exons.